Messenger RNA from Triticum aestivum (bread wheat), 1334 nucleotides. RefSeq lists its product as uncharacterized. Gene Ontology annotation, molecular function: zinc ion binding. Lineage: Eukaryota; Viridiplantae; Streptophyta; Magnoliopsida; Poales; Poaceae. The coding region runs from base 1 to 1224 and encodes 407 amino acids. The transcript is spliced from 3 exons. The record is from RefSeq and is a predicted model, not a curated record.
AUGGCUGAGCCGGAGACGUGCACGACGGAGACAGAGUCUCUGGCGGACACGGAGGCGACGGACACUGACACGACGGAGGCGGAGUCUCACGCGACGGACACGGACGCAUCGGGGGCAGAGACGGGGUCAGACACGACGGACACGGACAGCAGCGUGCCGGAGCUGACACGGGAGGAGAUGCUGCGGCUGCUGGAGCCGGACCCGGAGCUGACGGACGAGGAGAAGGCGCUGCGGGCGCUCCACAUCGUCUGCUGCCGAGAGCUCACCGAGCACGACCCCAAGUCCAACGCCGACGUCUGCACCCGCUUCUCCAGCUUCAACAUAGCCCUCUUCGACCUCGACCAAGAGUGUCAGUAUACCACCCAGCGCCUUCAGGAGCUCACCUCUUCUCAGCAGAGCUCCGCCGUGCAAUCAUCGGUCAACGUCAUUUCCCUCAAGGUGGCCGACUCCGACGUGGGCUACCCGAUCAGUGUGUUCGGCACCGUGCUCGCGAGGGACGACGCCGACUACAGAUGCGUCUACUUGUUCCGCCGCGACAGGGAUGAUCCCCAGUUCAUCGAGUCGCCGGAGGACAUGCUGACUUUGACAGGGCUCGUCGUGCCAGACACCAUCUUCUUCGAGUUCAACCUGAAGAUCGACGGAACCACCGGCGACAGAGAUUUCAGCAAAGGUGUCAUAGAACACUACCCUGUUCCCUUGGAGAAGGGACCCAAGGCUGAGCUGCUAUCUAGCUGGCUGAGCACGGUAGAACUGGUACUAGCGCCCGUUCCGUUUGCCGUGGCAGCUACAGUUAAAGUCAGGAUUCUGAAUGGACCCUGCGACGCCCCUUUCAGUGGCAAGAUAACCGCCUGGACCGCCGGAGACACCGAGAGCCAUAUCAUUCUAUAUGAUGAACAAGAACACAGAGCGAUGGGCGGUCGUAGAUUGACCGGAGACGGCGGUUCGAUCGCGUUAAGCCGUGAUUUGGUGGCCGUCCAUGUGCCUAGUUCCUUGUAUGAUGAUGAGUAUGAAGAAAUCGCGGUCAGUGUUUGUUUUACUUCCCGUGAUGGUGAUGGUGAGUGCACCUGUGUCACUCUACAAUACCCUCAGGAGGAGAAGGUUUGCGUUCAUGGCGCCUAUGAGCUUCAGGUGGAGGUUACCUGGACAGCCAUUCUGGAAGGGCCGUUUGGCACGGAUGUUGACAAAAGAUGGAGCUCUGUUCCUCUGAGACCAUUGCUUUUCUGAUGAUCUGUGCCUCAACAGGUGAAGGAUGCUUGUUAGGAUAUUACAGCUAUAUGUUGCUCUGUUUUCCUCUUGGGAUGUAACGAAGGCAUGGCAGCCUCUGCCCGUGUACA